Debaryomyces hansenii CBS767 is the source of this 411-nucleotide messenger RNA. It is a transcript of the gene RPR2, whose product is annotated as ribonuclease P protein subunit. The transcript has a single exon. The record is from RefSeq and is a predicted model, not a curated record. Gene Ontology annotation, biological process: tRNA processing. NCBI's taxonomy places the organism in Eukaryota, Fungi, Ascomycota, Pichiomycetes, Serinales, Debaryomycetaceae. Gene Ontology annotation, cellular component: nucleolar ribonuclease P complex. The coding region runs from base 1 to 411 and encodes 136 amino acids.
AUGGGUCCUAAAAAACAAGGUAAACCGACACCGAAGAAUGUUCCUCAUAUAGAUAAUUAUGCAAGAAUAUCAUAUUUAUAUCAGGCAUCAAGCCAUUUUGCAGCUACGCCGAAAUAUGGGAUCCUAUCAAGAGCAAUGGCCAGGAAUGUUAAUUUGAUUUCUAAGAAAUCGGUGACAAAACUCUCACCAGCAUUGAAAAGAACGAUAUGCAAAGGGUGUCAAACAUUAUUGGUUCCGGGUGUCAAUGAAACUAUAGAAAUAGAAAAUAAAUCAAAAGAAAAAGCACCACAUAAUGACUUGUUGGUUCAUUCAUGCAACACUUGCGGCAAGAAAAAGAGGUUUCCCAUUGGGAUAAAUAGGGCAUAUGAGUUGUUCAGUGAAAAGGACGACAAAAAAUCCGACGAAGAAUGA